Molecule: messenger RNA, 504 nt
Organism: Mus musculus (house mouse)
Lineage: Eukaryota; Metazoa; Chordata; Mammalia; Rodentia; Muridae
Product: predicted gene, 35078
Exons: 2
Coding region: 68-487 (139 amino acids)
Source: RefSeq, a predicted model, not a curated record
CUGAGACGUGAUUCCAGCCAGUGGUUUGGUUUUUUAAGCUUUCCUACCUUGGAAUGAAAGUGAGGACAUGACCACUUUUUGGACUACUGACAGCCAGCUUGGAGCCUGUCUACAAAAACCUCUAAACACAGAGAAUCCAAACUCCGCUUUCAGUCCCUGGGUUGCGGUGAGCAUCACCGGCCAGGGGGUUUCCUUUGGGUCUUUUGGACUCAGGAAGCAGGGAAACCUUCCCGCGCUCCACCCAGAGGGAAACAGCCCAGGCUCCCGGAGCCACGCGGCCCUGCCUGCAGUUUCGUGGGCGGCCGGCUGGAGGCGCAGUGCAAGCUGGGCGGGGCGGGCGGAAAUAACGGGCGGCCAGGUCGGCCUCCCCGCUUCCUUUUCCGGUGCCAGGAGGAGCCGUGUCGCUGUCGUCUCGGUCCAUCAGGCCUUCAGCGGGUCUCCAUUGCCCGUCUCUCUGGACUCACCGCCGCCACUGUGCCGCGCCUAGGACUCGGAUCCUGCCGG